GGUUUUCACCGAGGAACAAUAAUUUUCAAUUUAAAAAAAAAAAAAACAAAACAAAAAACAUUUAUUCAUUAACGUAAUGUUUUCUUAGUUUCGUGGAAAAGCCCAAUAAGGGUUUUGUCUUUAUUUCGAAAUAUUAUUUAAUGAUGUCUCAUUACUAGGUCAGGUUCAUGUACGGAGCUGGUAUAUGAAUGUUAGAAAUGUGAAUACCAAAAUACAGAUCACCUCAGUCUUUCACCUGGACCAUACAGAAAAAGAGAUAGAAAAUGGACAUUUACAAGCUUCUGCGUGUCGUAGUUAUAUUCUGCGUUAUAAAUCAAGGUCUGGCAUGGUGGGGCGGCGGUGGUGGAAGCAAAAGCAAGUCAUCCAGUAGGGAAACCAGCAAGAAGAGUAGCAGCAGUGGAUCAAGCUCAAGUAAACGCGGCUCUGGAAUUUGGGGCGGAAGCAGAAGUAAACCGUCUAAACCUGCUCCAAAGCCACAACCAAAGCCAAAACCAAAACCGCCUGCACCAAAACCAAAACCUGAAGUAAAGCCACAACCAAGGCCAAAACCAAAGCCGCCAGCACCGAAACCCAAACCCAAACCUGCUGAUUCUGGAAAACGUAAAUCUGGAUGGUGGGGCGGCAAAAACAGAAAUGUCCCACCGAAACCCAAACCAAAGCCGAAACCAGCACCUAAGAAGACCCCAGAGCCAACACCUAAAUCUAAAGGAUCAGGAUGGUUUUGGUCAGGUAAAAAGAAAAACGUCCCACCAAAACCAAAACCUAAGCCGAAACCUAUACCCGAGACACCGCCAUCAUCGAAACCAAAACCAGCUCCAAAGCCAAAACAAAUCACGAAACCUGAAACAGAUAUAAAGAAAGUGAUAGAAAAAUAUGAAGGUAUGAGACUAAAAGCGUACGAUGCCCAGCCAAAAAAUCCGAAAGUUCAUGAUACUACCAUAGGUAUAGGAUUUAACUUAAACCGACCCGAUGCAGAGAAAACGUUUAAGAAGCACGUGCCAGGGGUUGAUUUUAACAAAGUCAAGUCUGGAGAACAAACAAUAACAAAGGAACAAGCUCGUGCUCUGUUUAAUCAUGAUGUCGAUAACAUAUACGAACCAAGAGCAAGAAAUAAGGUGGGAAAAGAUGUUUACGACAAGCUGCCGUCCAAUGUAAAAGCAGCGGUGGUGAAUGCAGUGUACAGAGGUGAUCUGGGACCAAAAACUACAAACUUGAUAAAGCAAGGGAAGUGGAAAGAAGUUGGAAAGGAAUACCUUGACCAUAAUCAAUAUAAGAAUGCGGACAAACUGGGGAUACCAGGUGUUAAGACAAGAAUGGACUGGAACAAAGAACAGUUUGAUACCAUGAUAAAACAAGAAACUCCGAAACAAUAAAUUCCGAAAUAAAACGAAAAUGGAUAUUUUACUUGGAAAUGUUGAAUGAAUUUCUUCUUAUGAAAUAAAACAACUGAAAAACGCUGAUAAUAUAUUUAACAUUCUAUUUAACUAAAACCUCUGCAAAUAUAUAGAAGAUUGUAAGGUGAUAUCCUAUAGUAUGAUAUCACUCGCAUUCUGGUAUGUGCUUAUAGAAGUGUCUAUUAUCAGACUAUUUUGAGACACGCAUGUUUGGUGUUCGGUAAGGCGGAGAUACCUUUAUAAUUACAUUGCGCUGUAUUUUAGAACAAUGUUUUAGGAUAAGAGAUAGUGUUUGGUGUAUCCUUAACCGGUUUAAACUUCUAAAUGGUGUUUUAACAUUUGGCCUUUCUAGUGUGCUACCCCACUUUGUUUCUAUUACGUUUGUUUUGUUUUUGAUAUAUAUAAUUUUUACUUUUUUAAAAAUAAGAUAAAUGUAUGUAAUAUAAAAUAAAUAUUAAAGUGUA
Molecule: messenger RNA, 1858 nt
Organism: Mercenaria mercenaria
Lineage: Eukaryota; Metazoa; Mollusca; Bivalvia; Venerida; Veneridae
Exons: 16
Coding region: 264-1373 (369 amino acids)
Molecular function (GO): lysozyme activity
Source: RefSeq, a predicted model, not a curated record